Oncorhynchus mykiss (rainbow trout) is the source of this 2582-nucleotide messenger RNA. NCBI's taxonomy places the organism in Eukaryota, Metazoa, Chordata, Actinopteri, Salmoniformes, Salmonidae. The record is from RefSeq and is a predicted model, not a curated record.
AUGACGUCUCACAAAUCAUCAUCGCCAUGGACACAUCUGUUUACGGACUCAUAUUUGCAAAACCUAACUAUUCAAUGCCUUUGUUUCACAGGGGACAUCCCUAAUCGUUGCUCUCUUAGAGGGAGGGGCUUAUCUGGGGAGCCUCAACAACAUCAUGAUGCUGACAAGAAAGAGAAGAGUCUCUCCAGAUCAGAACACCUCAAGAAGCACCAGCAUAGAGGUACAGGGAAGAAACCUCAACACUGCUGCUCUGACUGUGGGAAGAGUUUGGCUAAACAGGACUUGACAAAUCAUGAGCAAAUUCACACUCUAGAGCAUGCAUCUAAUACCUUAAAAUCUCACCAGAGAAUUAAUUCAGGGGAGGGACCUUAUACCUGCUUGGAUUGUGGGAAAUACUUAAACCAGUCAGGAGCCCAGACUAAACACAAACACAAACACACAGGAGAGAAGCCUUAUAGCUGUGUUCAGUGUGGGAAGAGCUUCAGUCGAUCAGGAGACCUGACUACACACCAACUCAUACACACAGGAGCGAAGCCUUAUAGCUGUGAUCAAUGUGGGAAGAACUUCAAUCAAUCAGGACACCUGACUGCACACCAACGCAUACACACAGGAGAGAAGCCAUAUAGCUGUGUUCAGUGUGGGAAGAGCUUCAGUCGAUCAGGAGACCUGACUACACACCAACUCAUACACACAGGAGCGAAGCCUUAUAGCUGUGAUCAGUGUGGGAAGAGCUUCAAUCAAUCAGGAACCCUGACUGCACACCAACGCAUACACACAGGAGAGAAGCCUUAUAGCUGCGAUCAAUGUGGGAAGAACUUCAAUCAAUCAGGACACCUGACUGCACACCAACGCAUACACACAGGAGCGAAGCCUUAUAGCUGUGAUCAUUGUGGAAAGAGCUUCAGUCGAUCAGGAGACCUGACUCUACACCAACGCAUACACACAGGAGAGAAGCCUUAUAGCUGUGAUCAAUGUGGGAAGAACUUCAAUCAAUCAGGACACCUGACUGCACACCAACGCAUACACACAGGAGCGAAGCCUUAUAGCUGUGAUCAUUGUGGAAAGAGCUUCAGUCGAUCAGGAGACCUGAUCAAACACCAACGCAUGCACACAGGAGAGAAGCAUUAUAGCUGUGAUCAGUGUGGGAAGAGCUUCAGUCGAUCAGAAUCCCUGACUAGACACCAACUCAUACACACAGGAGCGAAGCCUUAUAGCUGUGAUCAUUGUGGAAAGCGCUUCAGUCGAUCAGGAGACCUGACUCUACACCAACGCAUACACACAGGAGAGAAGCCUUAUAGCUGUGAUCAUUGUGGAAAGAGCUUCAGUCGAUCAGGAGACCUGAUCAAACACCAACGCAUGCACACAGGAGAGAAGCAUUAUAGCUGUGAUCAGUGUGGGAAGAGCUUCAGUCGAUCAGAAUCUCUGACUAGACACCAACUCAUACACACAGGAGCGAAGCCUUAUAGCUAUGAUCAUUGUGGAAAGAGCUUCAGUCGAUCAGGAGACCUGACUCUACACCAACGCAUACACACAGGAGUGAAGCCUUAUAGCUGUGAUCAAUGUGGGAAGAACUUCAAUCAAUCAGGACUCCUGACUAUACACCAACGCAUACACACAGGAGAGAAGCCUUAUAGCUGUGUUCAGUGUGGGAAGAGCUUCAGUCGAUCAGGAGACUUGACUACACACCAACUCAUACACACAGGAGCGAAGCCUUAUAGCUGUGAUCAGUGUGGGAAGAGCUUCAAUCAAUCAGGAACCCUGACUGCACACCAACGCAUACACACAGGAGAGAAGCCUUAUAGCUGUGAUCAAUGUGGGAAGAACUUCAAUCAAUCAGGACACCUGACUGCACACCAACGCAUACACACAGGAGAGAAGCCAUAUAGCUGUGUUCAGUGUGGGAAGAGCUUCAGUCGAUCAGGAGACCUGACUAUACACCAAUGCAUACACACAGGAGAGAAGCCUUAUAGCUGUGAUCAGUGUGGAAAGAGCUUUGCUCGUUCAGGGUCACUGAUAAAACACCAGAAAGCACAAACAUGUCGUCUUUCAUCUCCCUUCUCUCUGGCACCGGUUCCAGAUCCCUAAAUAAAGUUUACAUAGAAAACAUCUUGUAAACAGUCAUCCAUCUCCCAUUCUCUAACACUUUAGUAAGUCUGAUUGCCAUGGUAACAUGUGUAGCAUAAUAUGCAGCUCUGGAUCCGUAUGUUACAAGCGUCUUGGAGUAGAAGUGCUGUGUGUGGUGGGGUGGGGGAGGAGGUGUUCAGAGCUAUCUUUUAAUUUAUGAUCUCAUAUUAUCCAUUAAAUAAUGUAUAAUAAAAUGUUUCACCAAUGGUAGGUGUAUAUUCAUGUGUGGGGGAAAUGUUAUCUGAAGAGAGAGCCUUGAAUUGUACUUGUCUCAUACAAUCAUUGGUUCCUGUAGGUAGAGUUAUGAGGGGAGACGGUCAUGACCCCCUCAGACCUUUUGGCAGAACGCUCAGAAUAUGUUCUAUAAGUUACAUGCAGGAACCAUAUGUUAAUGAUGAAUAAUGUAAAUCAUGCAAAUAUAACUUGUCUGUGUAAGCAGUAUAUAAGAGGACUAACGG